Molecule: messenger RNA, 741 nt
Organism: Blepharisma stoltei
Lineage: Eukaryota; Ciliophora; Heterotrichea; Heterotrichida; Blepharismidae
Source: the annotation of a GenBank genome assembly
AUGAAAGGCAUAGAAAAACUGAAAGUGUAUAUCGUAGUUUUACUUGUGUUUUUGGUGCUAUUUAUAGCUCCUGAGAAGUUUAGCUCACUUUCAAUUGAAUGAAUUUAUCCGGGACACCUAUUCUAUCAUUUAUCAGCUUUUACAUUCCUAUAUCCAAAUUCAAAUUCAGUAAGAAAAUUUUUAACUGUAUAUUUACUUUCUAUUAGUGAGUUAUGUUUAUUGUGCUUUGUAUCUAAAGUCCCAGUACAUUCACUUUGCAGCACUGUAAGCAUUGAAUUUAUAGCUAUUUUUUUAGUUUACAGUAUUUUGCCAAGCUCAAUAACAAAAAGUGCGAUCUUGAAUAACGAAAUCAGAAUUAUGACUUAUUUAAAUGAAGCAUUUUGGAAAUCUAGCCUACUAAUCAAUGCAAUACAAUAUACUUUAAACUUCUAUGAGCUUUCACAGUACUCGCUCGCAAAGAGCCUUUUUAUAGGAAUUUUAUUUAUGAUGCAGACCCAUUUAGUAUACUUUGCUGACAAUUAUCUUACUGUUUCUGGCUUUAAAAAAGGUAUUUCACGCAAUAACAUAGUUAUUCAUAUGAAGCAUGGUUUAAUACUUUCAACGAUUGGCUACACUUUACUAUCCAUAAGUAAAUCCUCUUCAGAUUUGAAUUAUUCAAGCGAUUUCCUUGCCCUUAAAGUCUGCAGCUCCUAUCUUAUGGUAUGGUAUUCUCUUAAAGCCAUCAAACGCUCCUCUAUUUAA